AUGAUUUGGAGUGACCAUCAUGCAAAGGAAAAUAUUAACUGUACAACUACAGAUACAAUUCCAACGCCAGUUAACUACUGCUAUCUUCAGGAAUCAAAUAUAUCAACACCGAAAAGAAAUAUUGAACAACUAAAUAGAUCAAAUGAACAUAGAAAGAAGAUUCGUCAUGAUGAAAUAGCUGCAGAUAAACAUCAACAUCAUCAAAAUAUUAUAACAAUUGAUCAAGGCUAUAAGACGUUAGAUACACCAAAUGCACAACCAAGUAAAACUCAUGCACUACCUUUCGAGCAGCUAAAAAGAGCUGUAGGUCACAAUCUACCUUGUUUCUUAAUCGACUUCGACAACAAUAUAGCUCCACGGCAGCUGCAAUCGGCAAUUAUUGCGUGUGAUAUGAUUCAAGACCACUUUAUAAAAAACAAACUCUCUAUAAAUGAUUUCUCAGUUGCUUCAUUUAUUGGCCAUCGAUUGAAAUUAGGUGUCAACAACAUGGCAGAUUAUUCUAAACUUAUUCGUACCGACAAAUGGCCAUCAACAAUAAAUGGAAAGAAAGUUUCGAUAGUAAAACCGAAAUUUGUUCCUGAAUGUUUUACUCUCGUAGUACGUUAUGUUCCACGACAAGUCUCAAUUGGUUUAGUUACUGAAGAAAUAAAACGGUCAAUUAGCUCGGCAGACAAUUUUAAGCAAAUAAUAUAUUCCUUUAAUCGUCCGACAAACGAUUAUAGAUUUACAGUUGCUGAUCUAACAGAAUUUGAAAGCGCUUUAAAAUUUGGUCGGUUGUAUAUUGCAAACAGAUUUCAUCCAAUCACUCAGUAUCUGCUCUGGUAUAUCACAAUGUUCUCAAUAUGGACUGAAUCACCACUCUCUUGA
Molecule: messenger RNA, 867 nt
Organism: Rotaria socialis
Lineage: Eukaryota; Metazoa; Rotifera; Eurotatoria; Philodinida; Philodinidae
Source: the annotation of a GenBank genome assembly